Molecule: messenger RNA, 279 nt
Organism: Salpingoeca rosetta
Lineage: Eukaryota; Choanoflagellata; Craspedida; Salpingoecidae
Exons: 2
Coding region: 1-279 (92 amino acids)
Source: RefSeq, a predicted model, not a curated record
AUGGAUACGGGCACGACCAACACCAACCGCAACGACGACAACAACAACACCAACAGCAGCAACAACGACACAGCUGGUGGUGGCCGCGCCCUGAACGUGGCGGAUAUGGCGCCGUCGUCGCUAUCGUCGUCGGGCGUGGGCGAUCGGCAGUCGAGGGAUGUGCGCCAACGCGGACGUGUACACAGGAUGCCUGCACUUGCUGGCGGUGACGGCACGAGUGUCGAUGACGAUGACGAUGGGGAUGGGGAUGAGGACGGCUACGAUUAUGGCGCCCAAUGA